AUGCCGCCUAAACUCGAAGUUACGGCACUCGAGACGAAGAUAACGCAACUAAAACGAGCGAUUGGGAAGACCGAAACUAUAGUAAACAAUGGAAAAGAACAAGCAAUCGUUAGACAUGUGGAUACUAUUAAAGAAACUCUGUCCGAAAUAAAUAAAUUGAGACGGGAAAUCGAAGCGACAAAAAUUUCCGAGGGUGUAAACGACGACGAAAUUGACGAAUGGAAUAGCGAAAUCGAAAGCGUAAUGGAAAGCGGUGACGAAGCGAUUGAAAAGUUGCAAGAAUGGCUUAAAACAAAGGAAUUCAGGUUAGAAGAGAUUCAACACGAGCAAAAAGCUGAACGGGAAAAACAAGAGCAGGAAAAACGAAUCGAAUUUGAGCUUAAAUUACACGAGGCGAAAAUUAAAAUGCAAGCGGAAGCGGAAGUGUCUGUUAAACCAACAUCCGGGAAGGAAGAGGACGAAGUCAGCAAAUUACAAGCGAAAUUGCCUAAGCUUCAAAUUUCGGAAUUCAACGCAAGUUACAAAGAUUGGCCAAGAUUUUGGAACUUGUACUCGGAAACUAUUCAUAAAUCAAGUAUACCGGCUGUGAGUAAAUUUUCUUACUUAAAGGAAUUAUUGUGCGAGAAAGCAAGAAAGACAAUCGAAGCCUUGCCCCAUACCGCAGAGGGCUAUAACCGAGCUACUGCCAUAUUGAAAGACCGAUUCGGGAAGGAAUGUGAAAUAGUCAAAUGCUUUGUCAAGGAAAUUAUGGAAUUGCCCCAUAUACCGACUGCAAAUGUGAAGAAAAUCCAUGAGUUUCAUGAUAAAUUGGCAUAUUGUGUGCAGUUACUCGAAACAUUGAAGAAGCUAGACGCAGUGAAUGGCACUGUUUCCAUGACCUUGGAAAAGCUACCUGCGAUUAGGGGAGAUCUUGCCCGUAACGAUACUAAAUGGGAAGAUUGGACAUACAUUCAAUUAACUGAAGCUUUGCAAUUCUGGACCAGGAGGAAUCCACUUGACAGCCCCAAGCAUGAUGACACGCAAAAGAAACGAGAACAGCCCCGAGGAUGUUUUCACACCCAGCAGAAAGGUGGUGCUCAACCUGGAACCCGAAAGGCUUGUGUGUAUUGUGACAAAGAAGAGCAUCGGUCGUCGGAAUACAAAUCGGUCACAACUGUUGGAGAACGCAGAAAAAUCCUGGCGAGAAAGAAGCUUUGUUUCAAUUGCACCGGUCCAUCUCAUCGAGCAUCAGAUUGCAGAA
This is a messenger RNA of Paramuricea clavata, 1240 nucleotides long. The record is from the annotation of a GenBank genome assembly. NCBI's taxonomy places the organism in Eukaryota, Metazoa, Cnidaria, Anthozoa, Malacalcyonacea, Plexauridae.